Symbiodinium sp. CCMP2456 is the source of this 264-nucleotide messenger RNA. Lineage: Eukaryota; Dinophyceae; Suessiales; Symbiodiniaceae. The record is from the annotation of a GenBank genome assembly.
AUGACGCGGGAUGAGAUUGACCAGGAAGAGGUGAGGAAGCAGGUGGCGAAAGAGCAGGCUUCCGCGCCGAAGCUCCUAGCCGGCCUCGCAGUGCUGCAGGUGCGAACGCAGCCGUCCUUUGAAGACUCCAUGACGCGCUUCCUCGAGAAGACCGAGGGGUCCGCGGUUAUCGCCAAGCUUGCAGGGGCCUCGUCCAGGGACGACAAUGUGGGCCUGAAGCCCACGAAUGUUUAUAAGGCCAUCCACCUGAUUCCUCGGCCGUAA